Peronospora matthiolae is the source of this 216-nucleotide messenger RNA. The record is from the annotation of a GenBank genome assembly. NCBI's taxonomy places the organism in Eukaryota, Oomycota, Peronosporomycetes, Peronosporales, Peronosporaceae.
AUGAAGAUUUGGAUUGCUGGAGACGACUCACGUGUGACCGCUGUGGGAAAAGGGGUCAACCAACGGAUCGUUGUUUGUUGUGUGCUAGGGUGUGGAGAGGCCCACGAGGCUGGAAAGUGCCAGAUGGAGGAGUUUUGCAACUUGAUCCGUCAAAAGUACAGCCCGACCAAGCACGCCGGGAUGUUGCCAGAGAAGGCAGAGAAGAUGAGAAAUUAG